This is a messenger RNA of Eupeodes corollae, 4619 nucleotides long. RefSeq names its product apoptosis-resistant E3 ubiquitin protein ligase 1. Gene Ontology annotation, biological process: positive regulation of protein catabolic process; negative regulation of apoptotic process; proteasome-mediated ubiquitin-dependent protein catabolic process. The coding region runs from base 278 to 3166 and encodes 962 amino acids. The transcript has 10 exons. NCBI's taxonomy places the organism in Eukaryota, Metazoa, Arthropoda, Insecta, Diptera, Syrphidae. The record is from RefSeq and is a predicted model, not a curated record. Gene Ontology annotation, molecular function: ubiquitin-protein transferase activity.
UUCUGCUUUUGGCGAAUCGUCGUCAUCGUCAUCGCCGUCAUUAACCUCUCCCACAGUUGUGUCAAAUUUAUAUAGAAUGUUAUGUGUAGUGUAUAAACAAAAAUAAUUAUAAUAAACAAUUCUACAUUGUUUUGGAGAAUAUAAACAAAACCAAAGAAAUAUACAUCUAUUAUUAUUAUGAGAAAAUAUGUUUUAAAAUCUCUAAUGAACCGCCUUAAAUAGCCUUUUCGCGCCCGAAAAGGAAAACCGUAAAUAAAGUUGGAAUUUUAAGUGUAUUAUGCUCUUGCGGUUAAUGAAAGUCACUGUCGCUAUUGUUUUAAGUUUAAUGUUUACUGUUUCCUUAGUUAAAAUAGUUUUAUUAAUAUGGAAUGAUUAUCACAUUGCUUUUGAUGAUGAUGGAAAUGUUGAUUUAUGGUUGGAAGAGAAUAAUUUAACCAUUUAUAAGAGUUUGUUUCGUGAAAAAGGAAUUUCAUCUUUAUCAAGUUGUGGAGAUCCAGAACGUCUACCUGAACUUCCACCCGGUGAUGAACAACGUUUACAACGUGCUGCUUUACAUUUGCAACAAAAACUAAUUCUACGCGAAUGGUUACGCGAUCAUCGCUUACAGCAUCAUUAUUCACGAUUGCUUGCUGUUGAAGUUUCCUCCUUAGAGGAUGUCUACUGGUUGGAAGAUUCACGAGCUAGCAAACUUUUGGGCAAAGAUUGGCAAGUUUGGUCGCAGGCGAGACAAAAUCUACCAACGUCCAAAUCACAAUUGGAAUCAUUAAAAGCCCAAUUAUGGUCAACUGUGGUUAAAUCAAGUCAACAUCAAGACGCUUGGACAUGGGGUGGUAUGCUUGUUGUGUCAGUAUCGGUAGCUGGUUUGGUAACCUUGGCCGCAAUGACACAACCAUCAUUGGCGCCUGAAGCGCGCCAUUCACUGUUGCAAUAUGUAACCGGGAAAUAUUUAUUGCCGGCCAAUUGUAAAGUUCAGUGGGAUUGGAAGGAUCCACAUAUUGUUGGCGGUACCAUGUGCUUUAUUGUUCGGUUCUUUCAACGAAAUGGACAGCCUUAUCCUAUCUGUGAUACUGAUCAGUUUUUUGUUGAAGUCACUGAAGGGACACGAAAAGUUGUAACCAUCAGUGAACUUGGAUCACCAACAGACCCAAAUAAUGCUAAUAUAGCUAAAGUUAAAUUCACAGUUCGAACUGCGGGUCAAUAUAAAAUAUCCGUUUUAAUUGGAUCCAGCCAUAUUGCUGGGAGUCCAUUUGCUAAAUCAUUUAUUCCUGGACCAAUCGAUGCGAAACGGUCACGCUUCAUACGACCAGCAACUACCGUUAUUUGUUGUGCUGGUUCACCAACUUUGCUGCACAUUGAGCCAAGAGAUGAAUUUGGCAACGCUUGUGUGUUUGAUCAUAACGAAGAUCCUGUCAAAGGAUAUCGAGUCGAUAUUUACGAUUUACAUGGAAAUCCUAUUGAAAAAUUACAUCAUGCUGUAUCGUUUGCAUACGACAGGGUAAAUUCUAGAGUUUCGGUGACCGCAUUGUUUCCAGAACCGAUUUGCCUUCGUGCUGUUAUUAGUUUUCUAGAACAAAAACUACCAAAUGGUGACUUCGAUAUCAUAGUUCUUAGUAGUAGCGAUACAACUUUAGUUCAUAAGAAUAUUGCAUCACGAAAACACAAUAUUUGCUAUGAAGCAAAAUUAUUGAGUAUUUUUGGUCAAAAUAAAUCGAAACCCCGUAAAGUUCUGUGUUAUGUUGGUCCAAAGCAAAACUCUUUUAUUUUCCAGGUUACUAUCAAAGAAAUGAUUUUAAAAUUUAUUCCGAAACGCAUUGCAACUUUUCGCUUGUGUCCUUCGACUAAAUUUCACUUUCUACCACAAUUGCUCACCCAAUCACAUGGUCCGGUUUUUAUUAUUGACGAUGGUUCUCAGCCCAAAAUAGAAUUGGCAUCAAAGGAUCGUAAUAUAAUUGCUGCAACGUUUACACAUUUCUUGUUGAAAAAUAUUGGUGGAUCAGAGACAUUUAAGGACAAACAGGAUUUCUUCUAUCAUGAAGUUCGAAAAUUCCAUGCAAAUUACUAUCAUGAGAAACUGGCGCUAAAAGUGUCCAGAGACAAGAUCUUGGAAAGUAGCAUGAAGGCUACAAAAGGAUUUUCUGUGUCUGAUUGGUGCGGUAACUUUGAGGUUACAUAUCAAGGCGAGCAAGGUAUUGACUGGGGUGGAUUACGCCGCGAGUGGUUUGAGUUGAUUUGCAGCUCCCUCUUUGAUCCACGGGGAGGAUUAUUUUGUACAUUUCAUGAUAAACAUCAAGCUUUAGUUCAUCCGAAUCCGCAUAGACCUUCACACUUAAAGCUUAAGCACUUCGAGUUUGCUGGAAAAAUUGUCGGAAAGUGUCUGUACGAGAGUGCUCUUGGAGGUUCCUAUCGACAAUUAGUCCGUGCCAGAUUCACACGUUCCUUUUUGGCACAACUUAUUGGCUUAAGGGUUCAUUAUAAGUAUUUUGAACAAGAUGAUCCCGAUUUAUAUUUAUCCAAAGUUAAAUAUAUCCUAGAAACAGAUUUAGAUGCUAGCGAAUCAUUAGAAUUAAAUUUUGUUGAAGAAAUUUACGAUAUCAGCGGUCAACUAUCAAAAACAGUCGAACUCAUACCAAAUGGUUCAAAAGUUCGUGUAACAAAUGCGUCAAAAAAUCAAUAUUUAGAUGCUCUAGCACAGCAACGUUUGUGCAAUAAUGUCAAAGAUGAAGUCGAUAGCUUCCUUAAAGGGCUAAAUGGUAUAAUUCCUGAUAAUUUGUUAAGCAUUUUCGAUGAAAAUGAAUUGGAGCUCUUGAUGUGCGGAACUGGGGAAUAUUCAAUUGCAGAUUUUAAGGCACAUCAUAUUGCCAAUGGAAAUUCUGCUGAAUUUCGUCGUGUUUUGGGUUGGUUUUGGGCUGGAAUCAGUAAUUUCAGUCAAACUGAAAUGGCGCGACUUCUUCAAUUUACCACUGGUUGUUCUCAAUUGCCACCAGGGGGCUUUCAAGAACUUAAUCCACAAUUUCAAAUCACAGCAGCUCCUACUUUUGGUAAUCUUCCUACCGCACAUACAUGCUUUAAUCAGCUUUGCUUGCCAGACUAUGAGAGCUAUGAACAAUUCGAAAAGGCUCUUCUUUUAGCAAUAAGCGAAGGCAGUGAAGGUUUUGGAAUGGUUUAAUUUUUGUUUUCUGUUUUGGCGGUUGAAUAGAGAUUCUGUUAAAAUUGCUUAAGUUCCGUGUUGCCAUUGUGACGAAAAAUGUUUUAAAAAAAUGUUUUUGUUUUAUUUUUAAUAUAUAUUUAUAAUUUUAUUCAAUAAAAAAAAAUUAUAUAAAUAAAUCAAAUUAAACUAAAACUAGGCAGCAUUAAUGCUUUUGUCAAAAAAAUGCACACUAAAUAGUAAUACAAACAAAAAAUAAAAUCAAUGCAAUUUAUUAAAGUAUUGGAUUCUUCUCCAAGAAUUUUUAUAAUGUGUCUUUUUUUAUAGUUUAUAUUUAAGUUUUGUCCUCUUUUAGGCAAAAAUUUCAAAUUAAUUGCAUAAUUUUCACUAUUUGAAAAACAAUUUAUAAAUAAUCAAUUCUAAUCUCUAUGGCAACUUAUUGCAAAGCUUAAUUUUAAGUUGUGCUUAUGUAAACUUUUUAAUACAAAAAAAUUUCAAAAUUGAUUUAGACUUGAGUCGGAACGUUUAAAUAUUUCCACCUUAAAUUUCGUGCGCUAUUAUUAUGUAAAAGAUAUUUUCGAUUUCUGUGAAAAGGGUCCAUUUGUUUGUGUAGGCUUUUUUUUAAACUUAUUUUGAUUUCUGAAGAUAAAAGCUGAUGUAGAUUUAAGAAUAUCGAAAAACGUGCAUAAAUGGUUGAAUAUAAAAUAAAAAUAUCAAAAGAAACAUAUUAAAACAUAACAUACGAGUACAUACAUACAUAGAAAGAAAUAAUUUGAGUUGUGACAAAUCUAUAGAAUUAAGACGUUAAACUUUGCUUUUAUUUAUUUAUUUUUAGCUAAUAUUUAGUUUUUAUGGUGUCCUAUAGGUAAUGUUGGAAUUCCUCUUUCAGAACUCUUUGUUGGCUUAUUACAAUACAAAAUAAUGAAGUUAUUAUUGUUUUUGAUUUUGGCCUUCUUCUAUGGUUUAAAAUCGAGAUAACAAAAAAAACACACUUAUAAAUCGAUCAGACCACAAAGAAUGAUAAAUACAUAUAUAGAAGAUUUUUUGAAUUGAAUCAUUUUGGGAGUAUUUUAUUUAUUUACUUAUUACUCUUUCCCUCUAUAUAAAAGCUGUUAAUUCCAGAAGAGUUCGUAGAUGAAGAUGAUACUAAAAUAAAUAGAUAAAGGCUUAAAAAUCAACCUCCAUCUUUUAUUUCCGGCUUCUAAUGGCCAUUAAAGAUUUAAAUAAAUUUAUUUAUUUAUUUAAUUUGUUUUUAUUUUAGUUAAAUUUGUUUUUAUUUAUUAAGUUUAUACACUGUUAUUUUUAAAAAUAUGUAAAAAUAGAAGCUAAAUUAGUUCAAGUUUUAUAUAAAUUAUAGCGUGUGAAAUAAACUAUUUAAUUAUUUUAAAAUAAUACAUACAAAAAAAGCAAUAUUAUGUUAAUAUAUUUGGAUCUCACAUUGAUAAAUAAAAUGUUAUUUUAUUCUGACCUAGAA